CUUCCAAACGACCCAAAAGAAAAGUAGUUAACUACUUCAAUUUCAAUGCCAUGAUUCUUAUCUUCUUCUCCCACACCAUACAACUAGUUAAAUAUGUUGGCUUUUACUGGCAUGAUUUCAUAGCGUCGAACCUAAAAUAUCAUCUUUUACUAGAUUCUUCACUUAAUUGCUGUGGCCUGACAAUGGGUUCCGCUGCUCCUGAGUAUCAGCCAUUGCUACUGGGUCUCGACUCCCAUGCUCGGAUACCCGAUUUGUCAUCCGUUGCAAUCGAAGAGUUUUUGCAACACAGGCCGGUAGCUCUGCGAUGGUGGCCAAGGCUUGUGGCAUGGGAGUCCAGGCUUCUUUGGCUUCUAUCUGGGGCUUCUAUAGUAGUAUCCAUAUUCAAUUACAUGCUCAGCUUUGUUACCUUGAUGUUCACUGGACAUCUGGGUGCUUUAGAGCUUGCUGGUGCCUCUAUUGCUAGUGUUGGUAUUCAAGGUCUUGCCUAUGGGAUUAUGUUGGGUAUGGCCAGUGCAGUGCAAACUGUAUGUGGACAGGCCUAUGGGGCUAAGCAAUACUCAGCAAUGGGAAUCAUUUGCCAAAGGGCCAUAGUCUUGCACUUGGGAGCGGCGGUCCUCCUAACAUUUCUGUAUUGGUUCUCUGGUGAUGUACUCCAAGCAAUAGGCCAAAGUGAAAGCAUUGCUCAGAAAGGCCAAGUGUUUGCUCGAGGUUUGAUCCCUCAAAUUUAUGCAUUUGCCAUAAGUUGCCCGAUGCAGAGGUACUUGCAAGCACAGAAUAUUGUGAAUCCUUUGGCAUUUAUGUCUGUUGGAGUAUUCCUGGUCCACAUUCUUCUGACGUGGGUUGUCGUCUAUGUCUUGGGGUAUGGCCUACUGGGAGCCGCUCUGACUCUCAGCCUCUCUUGGUGGUUUCUUGUUAUUGUAAAUGGUCUUUACAUUCUUCUGAGCCCGUCUUGCAAGGAAACUUGGACUGGCUUAUCCUUAAGAGCCUUCACAGGAAUUUGGCCUUAUUUCAAGCUCACUGUUGCUUCUGCUGUUAUGCUUUGUUUGGAGAUAUGGUACAACCAAGGGUUGGUGCUUAUAUCAGGGCUCCUUACUAAUCCAACAAUCUCACUUGACUCCAUUUCAAUUUGCAUGAAUUAUUUGAACUGGGACAUGCAAUUUAUGCUCGGCCUCAGUGCAGCUGCCAGUGUUCGAGUCAGUAAUGAGCUAGGGGCAGGUCAUCCAAGGGUAGCAAAAUUUUCAGUUUUUGUGGUGAAUGGGACAAGUAUCCUUAUCAGCAUAGUUUUCAGUGCAAUUGUUUUGAUAUUCCGGGUUGGAUUGAGCAAAGCAUUUACAAGUGACUCUGAGGUUAUAGAGGCAGUUUCAGACUUGACUCCACUGCUUGCCAUCUCUGUUUUCCUAAAUGGCAUUCAGCCAAUCCUCUCAGGGGUGGCAAUAGGGAGUGGAUGGCAAGCAGUUGUGGCUUAUGUAAACCUGGCCACUUACUACAUAAUCGGUCUCCCCAUUGGAUGUGUCCUCGGCUUCAAAACAAGUUUAGGAGUAGCUGGAAUCUGGUGGGGGAUGAUUAUUGGAGUUCUUUUACAAACAGGAACUCUCAUUAUUCUCACUGCCAGAACCAACUGGAGCCAGGAGGUUGAAAAGGCUGCUGACCGCUUGAAGACUUCUGCUAAUGAGGAGAGAGAAGACUUGGUAACAGGGGUAUCAGGAGCAUGAGCCCACGUUAAUAUAUUUCUCUGUUUUCCAAACACCCUCUUCUUUCAAUUUUGAAUAUGUAUUCUUGUAAUUUUGGGUUAAGUCAAUUCCUUGAGCAGGUUCGCUUUCUCUUUCUA
Theobroma umbraticum is the source of this 1828-nucleotide messenger RNA. RefSeq names its product protein DETOXIFICATION 41-like. Gene Ontology annotation, biological process: xenobiotic detoxification by transmembrane export across the plasma membrane. Lineage: Eukaryota; Viridiplantae; Streptophyta; Magnoliopsida; Malvales; Malvaceae. Gene Ontology annotation, molecular function: xenobiotic transmembrane transporter activity; antiporter activity. The record is from RefSeq and is a predicted model, not a curated record. Gene Ontology annotation, cellular component: membrane.